AUGUCUUCUGAAUCACCUUCUCCAACAGGUUCUCCGCCUUCCCCACCAUCGAAUUCUCCACCUCCACCACCACCACCAGCGCCAGCACCACCACCAGCAACACCCCCACCAUCAACAUCACCCCCACCAAAAUCAUCACCGCCACCAUCUUCACCACCACCUCCUCCACCGCCCACUUCUUCUCCACCACCAAAAGAAUCUCCUCCACCAUCACCAUCACCACCGCCGCCAUCGCCAACCGCCCCUCCGCCUGAUAACACGCCUUCCGCACCACCCCCACAAAAUUCAAACACUAGUCCUCCUCCCCCACCUUCAAAUAACAAUGGUAGUAACAAUGGUUCAUCAACACCACCUACAUCUCCGCCUCCUCCGCCGCCACCACCACCUUCUUCACAGGGAAAUUCUUCUUCUCGGUCACCUCCUCCUCCGCCACGACAACUCUCACCACCACACAAGCCGCCACCGCCGCCUAAAAGCUCUUCAACUUCUUCUGACGCAGUGGGGUCCGAGGAUUCUUCUUCGUCCAAGCUGCCUAUCAUAAUUGGAGUUGCAGUCGGGGCAGGGUUGUUGCUUUUAGUAAUGCUUCUGCUCUUCGUGGUAUGCAGAAGAAGGAAGAAGAAGAAGGAGGAGGAUCAGAUUCAGUACUACCCUUCUUCUCACCCAUCGAAAGGUCAUGAAUAUUACAACGGUCCACCUUCACCAUGGACCAACGGAUCCAAACCUAGCGACCACGUUGUUAACAUAACUCCGCCUCCGUCAAGCCAUAGAAAUUGGCCAUCGCCGCCUCCCCCGCCACCCCCGGCAUUCAAUAAUAGUAGUGAGAUGAGUUCUUCCAACUUCUCUGGUCCCCAACGUCCAGCAUUGCCACCCCCACACCCUUCUGUGGCUCUUGGAUUCAGCCAGAGCAACUUCUCCUAUGAUGAGCUAGCAGUUGCAACCGGGGGCUUCACUGCGGCUAACCUAUUAGGUCAAGGAGGAUUUGGUUACGUGCAUAAAGGGGUAUUACCAAAUGGGAAAGAGAUCGCGGUCAAGAGUCUCAAAUCGGGUAGUGGACAAGGAGAGCGAGAGUUUCAAGCCGAGGUUGAGAUUAUUAGCCGUGUCCAUCAUCGCCACCUUGUGUCACUUGUUGGGUAUUGCAUUUCUGGAGGAAGAAAGAUGUUGGUUUAUGAAUUUGUUCCUAAUGGCAACCUUGAUCAGCACCUUCAUGGGAAGGGUGUCCCAACCAUGGAUUGGGCUACCAGAAUUAAAAUCGCAUUAGGAGCAGCCAAAGGGCUUGCUUACCUGCAUGAAGAUUGUCACCCUCGCAUUAUCCACCGGGACAUUAAAGCUUCCAAUAUCCUACUUGACGAUAAUUUUGAAGCCAAGGUGGCGGAUUUCGGAUUGGCAAAGCUAACUCAAGACAACUAUACUCAUGUGUCUACUCGCGUCAUGGGAACAUUUGGGUAUUUGGCUCCUGAGUAUGCGUCAAGUGGCAAGCUAACUGAGAAAUCUGAUGUUUUCUCGUUUGGCGUUAUGCUGUUGGAACUGAUAACUGGAAGGCGUCCUGUGGAUCCCUCCGGCGACAUGGAGGACAGCUUAGUAGACUGGGCCAGACCAAUUUGUGCCCGAGCAAUGCAGGACGGGAACUAUGACGAGCUGGCAGACCGUCUUAUGGAGGACAAUUAUGUCCCCCAGGAAAUGGCACGCAUGGUGGCAUGUGCUGCUGCAAGCAUAAGGCAUUCUGCAAGAAGGCGACCCAAAAUGAGCCAGAUUGUACGUACCUUGGAAGGCGAUGCCUCACAUGAAGACUUGACUGAUGGAAUGAGAGGUAGCAGCAGUGGAUUCUUUGGCUCUAGUAGCUCUGAAUAUGAUGCUGGCUCAUACAGCGCAGACAUGAAGAAGAUUAAGAAGGUGGCACCGAACAAUAACAGCCAGGAAUAUGCGAGCAGUGAAUAUGGUGCAACAAGCGAGUAUGGGCUCAAUCCUUCCUCCUCAAGCAGCAGUGGUCGCUCUAGCAAGGCACAGUCACAGAUUAAACAUUAA
Quercus robur (English oak) is the source of this 2022-nucleotide messenger RNA. Its product is annotated as proline-rich receptor-like protein kinase PERK7. Lineage: Eukaryota; Viridiplantae; Streptophyta; Magnoliopsida; Fagales; Fagaceae. Gene Ontology annotation, molecular function: protein kinase activity; ATP binding. The record is from RefSeq and is a predicted model, not a curated record. The transcript is spliced from 8 exons. Gene Ontology annotation, biological process: protein phosphorylation. Bases 1 to 2022 code for a protein of 673 amino acids.